Molecule: messenger RNA, 1087 nt
Organism: Daphnia pulex (common water flea)
Lineage: Eukaryota; Metazoa; Arthropoda; Branchiopoda; Diplostraca; Daphniidae
Exons: 2
Coding region: 73-840 (255 amino acids)
Molecular function (GO): cysteine-type endopeptidase inhibitor activity
Source: RefSeq, a predicted model, not a curated record
AUUCUCCAGUCACAGUCUCUUCGUGACAGUGGCAGUCGGUAAAUUCACGCAGCCUCUUUCUAACGCUAAACAAUGGCCGCUCAUCUUCACCUGUCAACAAGGACUCUUUUUCUGCUAGUCGUAGUAGCGUUGACUAUUGACAGCACGACUUCAGCUUCGCUCAACAAACCCGACGCAAAAACAGAGCCAGUCACCGGUAACUCCGCUUCCAUCAGUGUAAGGGCUUCUAAAUCACAGCUUCUUGUCGACUUCUUUGGACAUCAAAUCUCCUCUUCCAACAACUCUACUUUACCCACGAAGCCUGUUAACAGCACAUUGAUCAAAACUGUCGUAGGUCAGUCAAAAGUACCCGGCGGAAACGGAACCACUACACUUUAUAAAAUGACGAUAAAACUCGACGGAGAAAACGAGGAAGACGACCUCCUUUGCGACCUGAUUGUAAUGAGCAGGUCUGAUGUGGUGACUCAGGACACUGAUUACACUUGUCUCCCGAUCAACAACGGAUCUACCGAAGCGAUGCCCGAAGUCGCUCCAGUACCGCUCUUUAACCCAUUCUUUCCCAUUUCCGUCGAUGACACAAAAGUACAGGAAAUCGCCGACUUUGCCAGUAAGGCCGUAGCUGACAAAUGGAACUUAUUCAACAUCUUCACCCGAAUAGAAAAUGCCGAGACCCAAGUGUGCGCAACAGACAUAAACUACAAACUGAAACUGAAGCUGAAAGGAGAAGCCGAUAAAGACGAUAUUCUCUGUGAAGUGAUUGUCUCGGACCCAACUCAAAAAGACGCUGUCGUAACUCGCGAACUUUCACAGCACAGUUGCGUCUUGAACAAUCUUGAAUAGCACGUCGUCGGCCGAAGAAUACAUUCCUGGCGAAUUUGUGUCUACGUGGUUCUUCGAAUGAAGAUUUUUUGCUGUGUUUAUUCCUUUGACUAGUUAGAUGUGUUGUAUUUAUAGCCGCAUUACUUGUUUUCCUAUUAACAGGAUGUGGUUAGCAGUUAGCAUUCUUUCCUUUAUAUACCUUACUGUAAUUACUGACCUCACUUCAAGAUGGAUCAAUCUUAAGAAAUACACGUUUUUUUCUCGAUUA